This is a messenger RNA of Puccinia graminis f. sp. tritici CRL 75-36-700-3, 852 nucleotides long. RefSeq lists its product as uncharacterized. The transcript is spliced from 4 exons. Bases 1 to 852 code for a protein of 283 amino acids. Lineage: Eukaryota; Fungi; Basidiomycota; Pucciniomycetes; Pucciniales; Pucciniaceae. The record is from RefSeq and is a predicted model, not a curated record. Gene Ontology annotation, molecular function: nucleic acid binding.
AUGCCAUUCGUUGACUACCCUGCAGCAUACAAGUUCUCAGUUGUUAAGUCCUCACUCGAUGGCUGUAGCUUAGACGAUAUCAACGAUCUGUAUGGCACCCUAGUCAGCUCUGAUUCACUUCGACGCUGGAAGAAGUUGUAUGAAGAUACUCGAACAGAACAUCAGCCUCUCUACGCAGGCAAUUUCCAACGAACUCCACAAGCGACUGUUCAUGUCUCAAAAGACAAUGCAGACAGUGAACCCAAGACAGGAUUUAACGAGGCGAGGUCCUAUGUUGGUAUGGUAGCGUAUCACAGCCCGGAAUCUUUGGUCUUCACUGGUAAGAGGCCGAUCCAUUUGAACCUCAGUCAUUGUGUCGAUGGGGUACGACGAACCAAGGGAUGGGCCCCAAUUGGCGAAAGGACCUCGCGAGCUCCCGUCUCUCGGGCAACUCAUCGAUUCAAUGUAAUUCCUGCAGUGUCGAUGGACGGACUUGUCACUGUCUUGGUUCAACAAGAAACUGUGUGCCGAAAUACCUAUGAGUUCUACUUGGAGCAUAUUUUGCUGCCGAUGAUGAAUCCCUUCCCUGGACCUCGGAGCGUGUUGGUAUUGGAUAACGCUUCUUUCCAUCACAAUGGGCGGAUCGUUCAGUUGGUUGAGGCCCGAGGUUGCCGGUUGCUUUACCUCCCCCCCUACUCCCCAGACAUGAAUCCUAUCGAGAAAGGAUUUAGCAUACUCAAAUCUUCCUUGCGACGUGAUGGUCACCUAGAUGGUGGCAUUAAUGAUGGUGCCACAAUCGAGAAUCAUGUGAAUUACGUCUUUACUGCGGGCUUGAUGAAAAAGCUCUUUAGAGGCUGUGGCUACAUCGAUUGA